Molecule: messenger RNA, 1395 nt
Organism: Thunnus maccoyii (southern bluefin tuna)
Lineage: Eukaryota; Metazoa; Chordata; Actinopteri; Scombriformes; Scombridae
Gene: marcksa
Product: myristoylated alanine-rich protein kinase C substrate a
Exons: 2
Coding region: 327-1127 (266 amino acids)
Biological process (GO): actin filament organization; central nervous system development
Cellular component (GO): cytoplasm; actin filament bundle; plasma membrane
Molecular function (GO): calmodulin binding; actin filament binding
Source: RefSeq, a predicted model, not a curated record
GCUCGGAGCGCCCAUUCAUCUCUGCACUUGGGCGUUGGACUCCGCAUCUUAUUAGCAACAAGGGAAAUUUCUCCAUUUUGCAGCCUGUCUACAGCGACACGGCCACCAAUCUGGGAUUUUAUUACUUCUCACCUGCCAGAUUUUCCUGCUAUUUUGAAUCCUCCCCACUCUUAACUGGACUUUGCUUUACAUUUUCCCUGUGAACUUUUUUGUGUGUGCAGAGAGAGAGGGAGACACCAGCGAAGAGCUUUGCGUUUCAACAAAGAGGCUUGUGGGUCUUUGUUCGUUUUUUGGAUCGGUUGAGUUUCUUUGUUGGAGCGAAAAGCAUGGGAGCGCAAUUGUCCAAGACAGCUGGAAAGGGCGAAACCGUGGCUGAGAAGCCCGGAGAUGCUGCUGCUUCACCCACCAAGACCAACGGACAGGAAAACGGCCACGUCAAAGUGAACGGGGAUGCCUCUCCUGCGGCGGCUGAGAACGGCAAAGAGGAGGUGCAGGCCAACGGCAGCGCCACAGCCGAGGAGAGCCCCAAGGAGGAGGCCGAGAAGGCCGAGGAUGCCCCCGCAGAGAAGGAGGCCGCAGAUGGGGAGAAGGUAGAGGCAGCUGCCGCCGAGGGAGAGGCAGCGGCAAAGGCAGAGGACGGCGCCACGCCUUCCACCAGCAACGAGACACCCAAGAAGAAGAAGAAGAGGUUCUCCUUCAAGAAGUCGUUCAAGCUCAGCGGCUUCUCUUUCAAGAAGACCAAAAAGGAGACAGGAGAGGGGGCAGAGAACGAGGAGGCCGCCGCUGCAGCAUCCACAGAGGAGGCCAAGGCUGAGGCCACAGAGGAGGCGGCGGCAGCUGCUAGCGAGGAGGCCAAGCCCGCUGAGGGAGAGGCUGCACCUGCGGCAGAGCAGGCCAAGGAGGAGGCCAAGCCCGAGGAGGCGGCGGCGGCGGCGCCAGCAGAGAAACCUGCUGAGGAGCCCAAGGAGGAUAAGGAGGCCGCGCCUGCAGAGGAGCCAAAGGCAGAGGAGAAGCCAGCAGAGCCUGCAGCUGAGGAGGCGCCCAAAACAGAGGAGGCCGCCCCAGCGUCACAGGAAGCAGCGUCAGCGGAGGCUCCGGCCGCCGACGCCACUGAGGCUGCCGAAUAAGUCGGGAGAGAAGAAGAAACAGAAAAAAAGGAGAAAAAAAGAUAAUCAAAGAACAUUUCCCUGUUUGUAUGUUGGAGUGAUGCCAGGUACUGGCUUUGAAGAACUUGUCUACAACCAGGGAUAUUUUAAAGCUUUUCUUUUUUUUUUAAUUUUUGGUUUCCAUUCCCCCUUACACAAAACCCAUCUCAGUCCAUUGUUACUUCCAUUCCAAUGGGCUAGGGAGGUGGGUGGCUUAAAUAUGUAAAACAGAUUAAAUACAUCCACACUC